GACACAGGGCUAAAAACACACAGGCAUCUAAACUAAACCCCGCCAGGAGACGUGAGACGUGCUGUUGUCCUGCGUCCCCGUGUGACCGGUGACAUGGAUGUCCGACGCGGGCUGUAGGCUCCUGCUGCGGGACUGAAGGAUGGGCCCAGCGUCCUCGUACCUGAGGAGAUGUCUCUGGGUCGGCUGCUGCGGCGUGCCUCCUCCAAGGCCUCGGACCUCCUGACCUUUAACCCAGGGGCAGGAGGCUCAACGUUGCGCUCGGGGCUUGAUGGCGAGAUCAUCUUCUCCAAAAAUAAUGUUUGUGUGCAUCCUGCAGAGCCUGUGCCAGGUCUGGCUGAGCACCACCCAGGUUAUCUGUGCAUACAUGUGGAGAAGGACGAAAGCCUUGGCUCCACUCUGAUACUGACCUGGGUACCAAAUUCCCGCAUCCAGAGGCAGGACGAGGAGGCUCUGCGCUUUAUCACCCCUGAGAGCUCGCCUGUCCGGAGAAAUGCACGUCGACGAGGCAGACGGUGGGGAAGGACAUUUUCUAAAAAAGCUCACUCCCGUCCUCCAGCAGCCCAGGAGGAAGAUGUAGAUGAAGAGAGGAAUAUAACCAGCAGCACCUCCACAGACAGUCAGAGUCUGGUGCUGGAGUCCGUAGCUGACGCCUCGCUGUACCAGCAGCAGCUUCCCUCAGCUUCAGAGGAGGGAGACGAGGGCUCCUGCGAGCUGUCAGACGAAGUGAGCAGAGACAGCACCAUGGGCUCUGACUCCGACACCUUCUCCUCUCCUUUCUGCUUGUCCCCCGUCAGUGAGGCCCUCUGUGAAAGCAGUGGUUCUGUCUUCUUGGAUUGUGAUAGCAGAGAGCUGGGCGAGGAGACCAUGACCCACUCCGCCAGCUCUGCCUCCAGCCUGGACAGCCACGCUCUGUCCGAGAGCUGCUGCCAGUCGCAGGGUGUGCGGUGGGAGGAGCAGCAGAAGGUGCUGGCCCUGGAGCAGUUGUGCGGCGUUUUUAGGGUGGACCUGGGUCACAUGAGGUCACUGAGACUCUUCUUCAGUGAUGAUGCCUGUACCAGUGGCCAGCUGGUGAUAGCGAGCAGAGAGAGCCAGUAUAAAAUCCUCCACUUCCACCAUGCUGGACUGGAUAAACUGGCUGAAGUCUUUCAUCAGUGGAAAUGCUGCAGGGAAACUCACCGCAAAGACCAGGUGUCAGAGGAGAAAUCCUGUAUGCAGUUUUCCAUUCAGAGACCCACACUGCCAUCGACAGAAACACAUCCAGAGGAGAGGCUUUAUCGGCGGCUGGAUGUCACCACUUGGCUGCACCAUCUCAACCAGAACGGGCAGGUGGAGGAGGAGUAUAAGCUACGGAAGGCCAUCUUCUUCGGUGGUAUUGACCCAUCCAUCCGCGGUGAGGUGUGGCCCUUCCUGCUGCACUACUACAGCUACGACUCCACUUCACAGGAGAGGGAGACGUGGAGACUGCAGAAACGAGGCCACUAUCAUGACAUCCAGCAGAGAAGGUUGUCAAUGAGUCCAGAGGAGCACAGUGAGUUCUGGAGGAAGGUCCAGUUCACUGUAGACAAAGAUGUGGUGAGAACAGAUCGCAGCAACCUCUUCUUCAGAGGAGAGAACAACCCCAACGUGGAGAUCAUGAGGCGGAUUCUGCUCAACUAUGCAGUCUUUAAUCCAGACAUGGGCUACUGCCAGGGCAUGUCUGACCUGGUGGCCCCCCUGCUCACGGAGAUCCAGGAUGAAAGCGACACCUUCUGGUGCUUUGUCGGCCUAAUGGAGAACACCAUCUUCAUCAGCUCACCUCGGGAUGAGGACAUGGAGAGGCAGCUGAUGUACCUGCGGGAGCUGCUGCGUCUCAUGCUGCCCCGCUUUCACCAGCACCUGACCGUGCUGGGAGAAGAUGGUCUGCAGCUGCUCUUCUGCCACCGCUGGAUUCUGCUCUGUUUUAAACGAGAGUUUCCUGACACGGAGGCUCUGCGUAUGUGGGAGGCCUGCUGGGCUCACUACCAGACGGACUAUUUCCACCUGUUCCUGUGUGUGGCCAUCAUCGUUCUCUACGGGGAGGAUGUGACGGAGCAGCAGCUCGCCACCGACCAAAUGCUGCUUCAUUUUAGCAACCUCUCCAUGCACAUGAACGGAGAACUUGUGCUGCGUAAGGCCCGCAGCCUUCUCUACCAAUUCCGUCUCCUACCCAGGAUUCCGUGCAGCUUACACGACCUCUGUAAACUGUGUGGUCCGGGGAUGUGGGACAGCCGCUACAUCCCCACCGUGGAGUGUUCAGGAGAACACCCGGACUCUCAGAGCUGCCCCUAUGGAGGCAUGUCCACCCCUCAGCCGUCCUCCCCCUCACCGUCAUCCACACCCUCACCUUCACCAAAGCCCAUUCCCACGUCUCUGGUGGAGGGCAAGAAAGGAUCCAAAGCCAGGGAUAUUUUCACCUUCCGUAAACACACCUGAGCAGGAUCUCAGCAGGAUUUUGUGCUUGAGGAGUCCUCUGACCUCUCAGUCCACUGUUACUGCUUCCUGCGUCUUGGGAUGAUUUUUCACACUUGAACCAAUCCUUUGGUGCAUUGUGAGACAGUCCCAUUUUUUAACCAUAGUGUUACUUCAGACAUUUGACUGAACCUGUCGCGAGGAUCACGAUGAGAAGCUGUUUUUUUUUUCUGCGGGCAGAGCAGACAAUCACCGGCCGCCGUGGAGCCUCUUCGGGUUUUUCGUCUGCUGCUGGUCUGGCUGGCAUUCCCGCGUGGGCUUUGUGGGCAGGGGUCACACAAGGGUCCCAGGCGGCCAGCUCGACUCCAAAACCACGGGUCAAACGCAACUAAAAGAUCCUUUCAUAAGACUUGAACUGGAACUGUAAAAAAUGUUACUGUGUUCUCACAAUGGGAUGUUUGUUUUCAUAUCAAACUCUAUGAGCAUUCCUGGUGUUUGAACCAGAGCAUUUUUUACAGGGAGAAAUUUGAAAAAAACAAAAAAAUAACCAAAACGCUUGUUUUAGGUUCAUUAGAAAUUGCUGGUACAUUUCAGUUUUAAAUUUUUAUUAAAAAUGUUUUUUUUUCAAUUUCCAACAGGAUGUUUGCCUUUAAAUCGAUGGUUAAAAGAUAUUUAGCAAUAUUAUAUCCCUGCAUGAGAGUUUCUGUCCGUAUAGAGGCGACAAUAUAUCUGUUAGAAAGUCCAACUGAGACAGAAAUACAUUUACAUGUGGACACAUUGACGGGGUCCGCACAUUUCAUCAUCCCAAUGUGAUGGAAAUCACUCUGUGGUUUAUUUUUAUCUGUUAAAGUGGCAGGGUUUUUUUUUUCUCUGACAAACAGCAGGAAGCUGACCAUAUGCUCUUCUUCUGAUAAACUCAUAUGCAGAAUCACUUUUAAUGUCUAUGAAAACAAAGGAGAGUCUGUCACAGUGAGCACAGACCAGGUUUGUUUUUUGUCGUUUUUUGAGGACAUUCUGUUUUACUUGAAAAUUUUCCUUUUUAAAAAAAAAUCAUUUCUAAGCAGGGUAUUGAAAAAAUCGUAAACACAGUGUUGUUUUGUUUCCUCUCUCACUCUCUUACCAGGAAAAUGAAUGAUGAGCAACUAUGAACACUUAAAGUCCACAGGAAUGUAUCUGUUUUCUGUGUCUUUUUCACUUCUAGGGAAGCGAGAAACACUGCUUGUGCGAAUGUAUGUGUGUGUGUAUAAACUGGAGUGACCUCUAAACAUCUGGUAAUGAGUUGGAGAGCAGGCGUAGAAGGCCUCCCCUCUGACCAGUCUCUUUAAUUAUAGCAGUCAUCAUGGUUGAGACGCAGGGAGAGG
Cynoglossus semilaevis (tongue sole) is the source of this 3788-nucleotide messenger RNA. It is a transcript of the gene tbc1d16, whose product is annotated as TBC1 domain family, member 16. Gene Ontology annotation, molecular function: GTPase activator activity. Lineage: Eukaryota; Metazoa; Chordata; Actinopteri; Pleuronectiformes; Cynoglossidae. Gene Ontology annotation, biological process: activation of GTPase activity. The record is from RefSeq and is a predicted model, not a curated record. The coding region runs from base 169 to 2451 and encodes 760 amino acids. The transcript has 13 exons. Gene Ontology annotation, cellular component: early endosome.